CACACUCGUCCGUCCGCCCGUCGAAUGGCGGCUCCCAAACCCUAAGCCACAGAUCCCUUCCCCUGCCUCAGCUUCGAACGCCCUCGCCUCGCCGCCGGUCUUUGUGUACUGCCGCUGUGUCCGUCGGCGCGGAUCAAGGGUCCGCUCCGCUGCACCCCGCGGGGAGAAAGGGGCGGGCCUCGGCGUCCUCCGCUCGUCGCCCGAGUGUCUGAGUACUAUCAGGUGCAAGUCCAGCCGAACUGAUUGCAUGACAUAUGAAAUAGCGAGCGUCGAAUGACCUUCUCUAUGGAUAUGGAUUUGAACGCAUCACCGGUGCCUGACGAUGAUGAGCAGCAGCCUUACAAUGAACCAGUGGAGGCUGAGUAUGCUCAGGAGGAACAUGUUGAAUCUGCUGUCGCAACAUUGCGCCGGGAACGUGAAGAAAGACGCAAGAGACUAAAGAGAGAGCAGCAGGAUGAUGGGUCAAGGCUACAUUCCCAGCAGAUUAGGGUUGAUUAUGCUCCUCAACCCAAAAGGCAUAGUCGCAUCAAAGAGGCACCUCAGGGCUGGUUGGACUGUCCUGCAUUUGGGGAGCCAAUAGAUAAAAUCAUACCAUCUAAAGUUCCUCUCGAUGAAACAUUCAAUGAGUCAGUGCCUCCUGGGAAGCGAUACUCCUCAAAGCAACUAGUUAACAAACAAAGAAAAGCUGGUCGUGAAAUAGGUCUGGUGAUUGAUUUGACAAAUACCACCAGGUAUUAUUCACCAGCUGAAUGGACGAAGCAAGGUACUAAGUAUGCGAAGAUUGCAUGCAAGGGGAGAGAUGCGGUACCUGACAAUGAAUCUGUUAAUAAGUUUGUCUAUGAGGCAAUGAUAUUCCUUGAUCGACAAAAACAUUCAAAGAAUCCUAAAUAUAUUCUGGUUCACUGUACCCAUGGUCAUAAUCGUACCGGUUUCAUGAUUAUUCAUUACCUUAUGCGCACACACGUAUCUUGUGUUGCUGAGGCGAUAAAUAUGUUUGCUCAAAGGCGGCCACCUGGCAUAUACAAGAGGGACUAUAUUGAAGCACUAUAUUCAUUUUACCAUGAGGUCCCUGAGAAUAUGAUGAUAGCAUGCCCUCCAACACCAGAAUGGAAGAGACCAGAUGAUCUCGAUUUAAAUGGCGAAGCUAAGCAGGAUGAUGACGACGACAAUGGUGAUCCAGAACCACCGCGUAAUGAAUCAGAGGAUAAAAUCAUCACCAACGACGAUGUGUUAGGGGACGAAGUGCCAUAUGACCAGCAAGAAGCUUUGCGUGUGCUAUGUUAUAAGUUGCUUGAAAUGCCCCUUAUAAGGGGACAUUCACAAUUUCCUGGAUCACAUCCAGUUUCUCUUAACAGUGAAAAUCUGCAACUACUUAGACAGCGAUACUACUAUGCUACAUGGAAAGCUGACGGAACACGAUAUAUGAUGCUUAUAAUGAGAGAUGGUUGUUUCUUGAUUGAUCGAAAUUUUUGCUUUAGAAGGGUUCAGAUGCGCUUUCCCCAUAAGAGCCUUGAAGGUCUGCAUGAUAUGACCUUGAUUGAUGGAGAGAUGAUUAUAGACACGGUACCAGAUUCAGGCUUGAAGAGAAGGUACUUGGCAUAUGAUCUUAUGGCACUUGGUGCAGUGUCCAAAACUAAGUUGCCGUUUUCUGAAAGGUGGAAAAUGCUGGAAGAUGAAAUAAUACGACCACGUUAUUAUGAGAAAAAUAAAUUUGAGAGUGGUUCUAAGAGCAAUCCGUUGUACAAAUAUGACAUGGAAUUAUUUUCGGUUAGAAGAAAAGAUUUUUGGCUGCUCUCAACAGUAAAAAAGGUUCUUAAGGUGUUCAUUCCAUCCCUUUGCCAUGAUGCUGAUGGCCUUAUAUUUCAGGGCUGGGACGAUCCAUAUGUAACUCGUACUCAUGAAGGUCUCCUGAAGUGGAAAUACCCUGAGAUGAAUUCUGUGGACUUUCUGUUCGAGCUUACGAAUGAUAAUCGUCAACUGGUUUUCCUUUAUGAGAGAGGAAAAAAGAAACUCAUGGAUGGUGCCCGGAUAGCAUUUACUGACGAUGUAGAUCCAUCCUCUAUCGCCGGGAGGAUUGUUGAAUGCUCCUGGAAUAAGGAAGAACAGUGUUGGUCCUGUAUGCGUAUUAGAUCUGAUAAAUCUACUCCAAACGACAUCAACACAUACCGGAAGGUGAUGAGGAGUAUCACAGAUAACAUUACCGAGGAAAAGCUUCUCGAAGAGAUUGAUGAGAUAAGUCUUCUCCCGAUGUAUGCUGAUAGGAUGCAGCAGGCUCAUACAAAGAUGGCACAACAACAGCGGCGGAGAUUGCCACCACAGUGCUAGCCAGUGCUGGGGCGCUCUCCUACCGCCCUAGCCAGCUGCUGGCUUCCGUAGCUGUGUAAUUAGUAGAGGUUUCAGUAGCCCCAUAUGAUGAUGGCUGGCUGGGUCUGGCCUGCCAACUAAUUCUUUGCACCUCAUUUGUGUCUUCUCCCUGCCCUCCCACCCACCUGUAUAGGCGUCGCCGCAGAGUAGUUUCCCUGUAAAUUGUGUACUCUAUGUUCUCCCAUAUUCUCCCCUAUGGUUUUAUUUUUCAUGGGUGUAGAAUAGCGUUUAACAAGAGGGUGGUGUUCUAGGUACAUUAGUGUACGCGUUACUAUCUCUCGGUGUUGCGGUUGCCUUGUGCUAGAAUAAAUAUGGUUACCAUCUGUUGCUGAUGGGUCAUGUGGUUCCCCCGGCGGAUAUCAUGUGGUUGCGUGGUAUGGGUUAUUUUCGUCUUCUGUUUUGUUCGCACCUGAUCCGAUCCGAUCUUUUGUUCAAUGAAGAAGAAAAAAAUUAUUGGU
Messenger RNA from Zea mays, 2822 nucleotides. RefSeq lists its product as uncharacterized. Gene Ontology annotation, biological process: protein dephosphorylation; 7-methylguanosine mRNA capping. Gene Ontology annotation, molecular function: ATP binding; mRNA 5'-triphosphate monophosphatase activity; mRNA guanylyltransferase activity. NCBI's taxonomy places the organism in Eukaryota, Viridiplantae, Streptophyta, Magnoliopsida, Poales, Poaceae. The transcript has 18 exons. Bases 274 to 2325 code for a protein of 683 amino acids. The record is from RefSeq and is marked provisional.